Molecule: messenger RNA, 1692 nt
Organism: Penicillium taxi
Lineage: Eukaryota; Fungi; Ascomycota; Eurotiomycetes; Eurotiales; Aspergillaceae
Exons: 2
Coding region: 1-1692 (563 amino acids)
Source: RefSeq, a predicted model, not a curated record
AUGGCGGCUACCGAAAAGUCUGGUAGCAGCCUUAUGAGCCAAUAUAAUAUCGUUCUACCGAAAAGGCAGGCGUAUGACUCUUCCGGCAAACCUAUACCUGCAUGCGACCAGGAUCAAUGUGCUGCGGCAAUAAAGGGGGAGUAUCUUCCCGUCGAUCUAAGCUCGUUUUGGCAUCAGAGAGCAGUUAUCCGUGGGAUUCGUGAUUCACUUCAAUUUGCAACAAGCCCGGAAAUUCUUGAGCUAUGCUCCGGCGACGAUGGUCAGGCCCAUCAAUUUUCCCGCGCCCGCAAUGCUCGCCUGAUUAUGAGUGAUGUAAUCCCCGAUAUGAAAAAUCCUGCCACUCAGCCGUACUGUAUCUGGUAUCCCGACCUUGCAUCAGAAGAAACAUAUCGCGAAGUUGCCCGUCGGUAUCCGUCUAUGCGGUAUCAAGUGGGCCGGGCGUGUGCUGCAGCAUGCUAUACAGAUCUCUACAAAGAAUUGGACCUUUUGCCUGACGUUUCUAUUGCGGAAGAAUCCCGCGAAGUUGACAAAGACGCCGAAAUCUACAAGAUUAUCAUGUCCGCCCCCCCCCCCAACGAUAUGCUGUCAUGGAAGAUUUCUCUCGAUCCGUUCAUCUUGAAACCCCACGAACGCAUGCAGACGACUGCUGAUGAUAUUGACAUCGAGGAAGAUGGAUUUAUCGGCUUUCAAGAUAUCGGCUUGAAGGAUAUCAGCGGAAUGGAGGAAUAUGCUGAACUGGGCCCAGGCCAGUCCGAUCAACUGUGGAUGCCUCUUCCGCCUGAUCUCCCAAAUCUUGAAAAGCGCCUUCAGACACAGAUGGCCGCGUGGGAGGGCAAUGCGGAUCGAUACAGUCGACUAAUGCACCCACGCAGGCUGAGAACCAAACUUGAAUACAAUUGUGUUCUUCGUGGCAUUUAUCACAGUACAACCUUCGCCAGAUGGUGGGCUUAUCAGCUGGAAACAAACCCUGGACGGGCUAUCCUCCCAGGUAAAUUGCUCAGCCAAGGCAAUGAACUGGAGUGCAGAGGGAUUCGCACUGCGAUUAAUGCCCGCAUGAUAAUGAACAAUGAUAUCUCUGGCAUCAACGAUGACUCGGACUGCCUCCCGUGGGUCAUAUGGGGGCCCGUGAAGCCCUCUGAGAACACUUUAGCUGAUCUGGUUCGAAAGUGUCCGUCCAUGGGACAUCAAGUUGCGAUCACUUGUAUAAUUUGUGAUUACGAUUCGAUAUUCCGAAGUUUGAAGCCCCCCUACACCAGAUCCUUGUAUGUGGCUGCCAGGCGAAGUGAAAAUCCAUUCUACCUACAGUACCUUGAGGAAAUCAUGAAGGAGCGCAACAUAACUCCCCCGGACUUUCACCGCUUCAAGAACUUUGAUCACACUGCACCAGGCUUACAGACUGAUCUGGAGCCUAGAGAUGAUCUCACUGGUCCCACUGUCAGCUACAAUGACAUGGAGAUCUGGUAUGGGCAAUACCCCGGUGGAAACAAACACGAAGAAACUCGAGGUACAUAUGGAGGCGGACUAGCAAAUCCGGGAAUGGUGGAGAGAUACAUGUGGCUCUCAACUGAAACUGCACAGAAGUUGAAAGAUGAACUUGACGCGCCCUACCCAGGUGCGGAUAUUGGUCUUUUGUAUGACGAUGAAGAACUUCGAUCCAAGCUUUCACGCGGUAUACAGCCCAUGAAGCGGUAG